AUGAGUGUGAGUGUCUUCUUCACCUUUGUCGCGCUCGCAGCCGCCGCGCCGACGGCACAGCGCUCUGUAAUCUUCUCGCGAGUGCCCCUGCGUGUGAGCAAGGCACGUAUUCCGCUCCUCUUGCCUCAGCCAGCCCGCACCGCCGCGCUCGACAGCAUCAUUCCCGCCGACCUCUCCGAGGCGGUGCCGCGCCUUCCGGACGGUGACCGGGCAGACUCCAUGACCUUCACCGAGCUCUGUGACGCCAUGGCAUCCGUCAACCGCGGAAAACAGCAGCAGCAGCCAGGGCUGUGGCGACGAGCUGCUGGUUUGGCGUGAUGGAGCAUACCUCGCAUGGAGUACGCAUGUCGCAUGCCAUGGAUGCAGUGGGUCGUGCCUGUUGCUAUACGUACGUGCUGAGUGAUUGCGGGUCCACCCGGACAGAUGUUGAAUUCAUGUUUGUCGACCCAGGCUGUGUUGCGGCGGUCGGUGUCUCGUCUAGCUAGAAGGUGUGAGUCGCAUGCGAUUGUUGCCGCUGGGCGUGAUCUGUCACAGCGAUGCGCGAAUACGUUCGUGAAAGCCGCGUCGAGAGUGGCCGCAAGCCGCAAGCCCGCGCCGUGCGGCAUCUACAGAGAUUCAUGUGUAGUAUUGUAGAGUAUAGCGCGCUAUGGCAUUCUAC
Messenger RNA from Emiliania huxleyi CCMP1516, 658 nucleotides. RefSeq lists its product as hypothetical. The record is from RefSeq and is a predicted model, not a curated record. Bases 1 to 318 code for a protein of 105 amino acids. The transcript has 2 exons. NCBI's taxonomy places the organism in Eukaryota, Haptophyta, Isochrysidales, Noelaerhabdaceae.